This is a messenger RNA of Truncatella angustata, 1879 nucleotides long. Its product is annotated as cation efflux protein. Gene Ontology annotation, cellular component: membrane. The transcript is spliced from 2 exons. Gene Ontology annotation, molecular function: zinc ion transmembrane transporter activity. NCBI's taxonomy places the organism in Eukaryota, Fungi, Ascomycota, Sordariomycetes, Amphisphaeriales, Sporocadaceae. Gene Ontology annotation, biological process: zinc ion transmembrane transport; intracellular zinc ion homeostasis. Bases 112 to 1767 code for a protein of 551 amino acids. The record is from RefSeq and is a predicted model, not a curated record.
GGAACCAGCUGGGUCUCGAGGUCGGAGAGUAACAAUCUACCACUUCAUCCACGGAAACUUCGCCUCAAGCCAUACCAGCAUUGUCCAACACCCCUUCGCACCGUCGACACCAUGGGGUUAUCAAAAUCCACUCGGAUCAGCAUCAUGCUGGGUAUCGAUACCGUCUUCUUCCUCGUCGAACUGAUAGCUGGUAUCGCGGUUCAUUCAUUGGCUUUGACAGCUGAUGCAUUCCACAUGUUGAACGACAUCAUUUCCUUGGCUGUUGGUCUCUGGGCAGUUAGAAUCUCCAAGAGGCAGAGUACUAACAAGUUCUCCUACGGUUGGGUUCGGGCCGAAAUCCUUGGAGGUUUCUUCAAUGCUGUAUUUCUUAUCGCUCUUUGCAUCUCAAUCAUCCUCGAAUCUAUAACGCGAUUCAUCGAUCCACCCGAGAUCACCAACCCACAAAUCAUCCUUAUUGUAGGAUGCUGCGGCCUUGUUUCGAAUCUCGUUGGUUUCAUCGUUCUGGGCCACGGCGGUCACGACCACGGACAUGGAGGACACUCUCAUGAUGGAGACGAGCAUGACCAUGAUCACGGGCACAAUGACGCCGCAACCGCUGAAGAAGGCAGAGCAGGCGACGCUUUCGACGACGACGACGACGGUCCAGCCACCGACAUCUUUCCCGAGGUCGCCAUAGCAAGGGCAAAUGCCGCCGGUAGUUCGCCGGAAACUGUUCGACGCAUCCAUUUCGACAAUACCGAAGAGCGCCGUAGCCCGAGUCACUCGUCAGCGUCGAGAAGUCGCAGUCAGAGACGACGCACAGGUAGCCUCAAGCACGGACGCCUGCAGAGCAUUGAUGAUCACAGCUUCCACCCGGCUAGUUUCCGGCAGAACAUCAUCGACCACGGUCGCUCAAGUGGGGAUACAGACGACAGCUCAACUGAAGGCGAGGCCACUGCUGAUGAAAACACCCCUCUCAUUCAUAACGGCAAUGGCAAGGGUCAUUCGCACCCACACGAGCAUAAUGCGCCGUCGGGCAGAGGCAGACGUGAUUCUGGUGUCCACAAGGAGCAUAACCACAGCAAGCCAAAGAAGCCUUCCGAGAGCGGUGGUGGACAUGGGCACAAUCACGCAGACAUGGGCAUGAAUGCCAUGAUUCUGCAUGUACUUGGCGACGCGCUCGGUAACGUCGGCGUCAUUGUCACGGCCUUGAUCAUUUGGCUAUCUAAUUGGUCAUGGAAAUCUUACGCCGAUCCUGCUGUCUCCCUUCUAAUUACGGCUAUCAUUCUCCAUACUGCCUUGCCACUCACAAUGGCUAGCGCCAAGGUCCUCCUUCAGGCCACGCCAGAUGAGAUCGACAUUCAGGAAAUCAAGGAGGAUAUUCAAACGCUGGAUGGAGUUAUUAGCUGCCACCACAUUCACGUGUGGAGGCUGUCCGACACUAGGAUUGUUGCAUCCAUGCAUGUUCAGGUCGCUUUCGGAGCAGCUCAGGAGGGUGGUGCCAAGUAUAUGACCUUCAUGAAGCAAGCUCGGAAAUGUCUACAUGCGUAUGGCAUACACAGCGCAACAAUUCAACCGGAGUUUUGCUUGGAUGAGGCUUGCAGCCACAACGGCGAGCCUGCUUCUGUCGACGGUAGUUCUGCGACGCAGUGCAUCAAUGCGGAAAACGAACAGUGCCUUCUCGGUUGUACCGACGACUGCGUCGCCGAAGGCUGCUGCUCCGUACCACCGUCACAAAACGGUGCGGGUUCGGUGAGAUCAACUCAUUCGGAUCACAGCCAUCAUUAAACCUUCGUUCUGGCUACUCAUAUUAAUGGCGAAUAUUCGCUUCGGCGUUCUGUGGGCGCCGGUUGUAGUGCAUCGGGUAGGAUAUUUCCUUUUGUUUUUAGUAGAAGACAUU